GCCUGUUUUAAUACAUAAAACAAGGGUGAGCCUUCCUUUUCCUCAAGUUUUAUACCUAAACCAUCUUUUUUAAUGCUCCAUCUGAACAACCAAAAUGAGACUGAAGACUUCACUUUUAAAGGAACCAAAACAUAAGGAUUUAGUUAGCUGCGUGGGAUGGACUACAGCUGAUGAGUUAUAUUCCUGCAGUGAUGAUCACCAAAUCAUGAAGUGGAACCUGUUAACUAGUGAGACGGUUCAAGUGGUGAAACUCCCAGAUGAUAUUUAUCCCAUAGAUCUUCACUGGUUUCCCAGAAGUAUUGGUGGAAAAAAGCAGUCCUAUGCAGAGAGCUUUGUUCUUACAAGUUCUGAUGGGAAGUUCCACCUGAUUUCAAGAUCAGGAAGACUAGAGAAGAGCGUAGAGGCGCACUGCGGGGCCGUGCUAGCAGGACGAUGGAAUUACGAAGGAACAGCACUGGUUACAGUUGGUGAAGAUGGUCAAGUGAAAAUUUGGUCUAAAAGUGGAAUGCUGAGAUCCACUUUAGCUCAGCAAGGAACACCAGUGUACUCAGUAGCCUGGGGACCUGAUUCUGAAAAGGUUCUCUAUACGUCAGGAAAGCAGCUGAUUAUUAAACCUCUCCAGCCCAAUGCCAAAGUUUUACAGUGGAAAGCCCAUGAUGGACUUAUUUUAAAAAUUGACUGGAACUCAGUCAAUGAUCUUAUUCUGUCUGCAGGCGAAGAUUGCAAAUACAAGGUUUGGGACAGUUACGGGCGGAUACUGUACAGCUCACAGCCCCAUGACUAUCCUAUAACAUCCGUUGCCUGGACUAUGGAUGGAGAAUUAUUUGCUGUUGGGUCUUUUCAUACUUUACGUCUAUGUGAUAAAACUGGGUGGUCUUACGCUUUAGAGAAACCAAACACCGGCAGUAUAUUUAAUAUUGCUUGGUCUAUUGAUGGUACUCAACUAGCUGGAGCAUGUGGUAACGGGCAUGUUAUUUUUGCCCAUGUUGUGGAGCAACGCUGGGAGUGGAAGAAUUUUGAAAUAACAUUGAUUAAGAGGAGAACCAUGGAGGUGCGCAACGUUAUGAACGACGCAGUAGACUUGCUGGAGUUUCGUGACAGGGUUAUUAAGGCCUCCUUGAACUACGGUCAUUUGGUUGUUUCAACUUCUCUUCAGUGUUACGUGUUUUCUACGAAGAACUGGAAUACACCAACUAUCUUUGACCUGAAGGAAGGAACAGUCAGUUUAAUUCUACAGGCAGAAAGGCAUUUUCUUCUUACAGAUGGUGGAGGGCUUUAUUUAUAUUCCUAUGAAGGAAGAUUAAUUUCCUCUCCAAAAUUUCCAGGAAUGAGAACAGACGUUUUAAAUGCCCAGACAGUAUCUCUGAGUAACGAUACUCUAGCAAUAAAAGACAAAGCUGAUGGAAAGGUUAUCUACAUAUUUGAAGCUUCAUCUGGAAAGCCAUUGGGUGAUGGAAGGCCUCUAACGCACAAGACAGAAAUUGUGGAGAUUGCUUUGGACCAGAAGGGACUCACAAGUGAAAGAAAAAUAGUUUUUAUUGAUAAGAAUAGAGAUCUUCACAUUACUUCAGUUAAAAGGUUUGGGAAAGAACAGAAGAUUGUCAAAAUAGGAAUGAUGGUUCAUGCUUUGGCUUGGAAUGACACUUCUAAUAUACUUUGUGGGAUUCAGGAUACCCGAUUUACAGUCUGGUACUACCCCAACACAGUCUAUGUAGACAAAGAUCUUUUGCCAAAAACUCUGUAUGAAAAAGAUGCAAGUGAAUUUAGCAAAAAUCCCCAGAUUGUACACUUUGUAGGAAAUCAGAUAACAAUUAGAAGAGCAGAUGGUUCCCUUAUUCAUCUUAAUAUUUCACCUUAUCCUGCGAUUCUUCAUGAAUAUGUUAGUAGCUCUAAAUGGGAAGAUGCUGUGCGAUUGUGUCGCUUUGUCAAGGAUCAGACUAUGUGGGCCUGCCUAGCUGCUAUGGCAGUUGCCAAUAAAGACAUGGCUACAGCAGAGAUUGCCUAUGCAUCCAUUGGGGAGAUUGACAAGGUUCAGUUUAUCAAUUUCAUCAAAGAUCUUCCAUCGAAAGAAUCGAGGAUGGCUCAUAUACUGCUCUUCAGUGGAAACACCCAGGAGGCUGAAACUCUGCUUCUGCAGACAGGCCUUAUUUACCAGGCUAUUCAAGUCAACAUCAAUCUUUACAACUGGGAUAGGGCACUGGAGCUAGCGGUAAAGCACAAGACACAUGUUGACACAGUUCUGGCCUAUCGACAAAAGUUCCUAGAGGACUUCAAUAAAAAAGAAACCAACAAAAGGUUUUUACAGUAUGCAGAAGGCCUGGAAGUUGACUGGAAUAAAAUCAAAGCCAAGAUAGAGAUGGAAAUCGCUAAAGAAAGAGAACGAGCAGCAACAGCAGCCAGUCCAGCAGUAAGAGCUGGUGUAACUGUACAGCAGUAACUGCCAUUUUGGUCAUAUUAACCAAAUGUUUUCUGAUUAUUUUUUA
Messenger RNA from Tinamus guttatus (white-throated tinamou), 2483 nucleotides. The record is from RefSeq and is a predicted model, not a curated record. Lineage: Eukaryota; Metazoa; Chordata; Aves; Tinamiformes; Tinamidae.